CUCGUUCUAACUAUGAGGAGCAGACGUGAAGUCUGAGGCUGUGGUCCCCAACCAGUGGAGAGUCUUCACUGUGGAUCCCAGUAAAGCUCUGGACUAACUGGCUGAGGUGUGAGGAGCAUCGACCUGCAGAGCCAGAUAAACAAUGAAACUGGUGUGAAAGAUCAUUUCACUGUGUUCUGCUGUAAACUGAGCACAGAACCAGAAGGAAAUAGACCAGACCUUGAAUAUCUAGAAGAGCAGCGCGGCCUGAACCACAACUGAGCGGCAGCCGGCCCAGUGCAACAUGGACGAGGACACUUCAGAGCAAGUUGGACCCUCACCCACAAAAGGUCAGGACCACAGACUGAGAGCAGAGUCCCCAGGGUCCAGCUGUCUGUCUCUGAAGAGUGACUGGUCCAAGGAUGCUCCUUACAACUUCAGUAAAGAACCUGGACCCUCACACACAAAAGGUCAGGACCACAGACUGAGAGCAGAGUCUCCAGGGUCCAGCUGUGUGUCUCUGAAGAGUGACUGGUCCAAGGAUGCUCCUUACAACUUCAGUAAAGAACUUGUACCCUCACACACAGAGGAGAGGAAGAGGAGUCGUGUUUCUGAGGAGGAGCAGUCGUCCUGCUGUGCUUCGUGUCAGGACGUCCUGAAAGAUCCAGUCUCCACCAGCUGUGGACACUGGUUCUGCAGACAGUGCAUCACCUCAUACUGGGACCAGUCUGGUUCUUCAGGAGACUCCUCCUGUCCCCAGUGUGGACAAAGAUCCAGAACAGGAGCUGGAGCUCAGACAGCCGCAGAUCGUGGUCUGCAGGAGGUUUUCGAUGAACAUAAGCUCAGUGUGAGGAGAAGAUGUGAAAAUGUGACUGAAGGAAGUGAUGAAAGAGGAAGUAGAACCCUCCUCAACAGGAUCUACACUGAGCUCUACAUCACAGAGGGACAGAGUGAAGAGGUUAAUACUCAACAUGAGGUGAGGCAGCUUGAGACGGCUUCCAAGAUGAAGAUCCUCCACGACACUCCCAUCAGGUGCCACGACAUCUUUAAAGCCUCCACUGACCAGCAGAGCAGCAUCAGAGUCGUUCUGACCAACGGCGUUGCUGGCGUUGGAAAAACCUUCUCGGUGCAGAAGUUCACUCUGGACUGGGCAGAGGGUUUAGAAAACCAGGAUGUGGGUCUGCUGGCUGUGCUUUCGUUCAGGGAGCUGAACCUGGUGAAGGACCAGCAGCACAGUCUCCUCACGCUGCUCCAUGUUUUCCAUCCAGCGUUACAGAAGCUCACGGCAGAGACGCUCGCUGUCUGUAAACCUUUGUUCAUCUUUGACGGCCUGGAUGAAAGCAGACCUUCUCUGGACUUCAACCACAGGGAGCUUGUGUCUGAGGUCACACAGAGGUCAUCAGUCAACGUGCUGCUGACAAACCUCAUCCGGGGGAAUCUGCUUCCCUCGGCUCUCGUCUGGAUAACCUCCAGACCUGCGGGGGCCAAUCAGAUCCCUCCUGCAUGUGUUGACAGGGUCACAGAAGUACGAGGCUUCACUGACGCCCAGAAGGAGGAGUACUUCAGGAGGAGAUUCAGUGAUGAAGAGCAAUGCAGCAGAAUCGUCUCACACCUCAAGACGUCCAGGAGCCUCCACAUCAUGUGUCAAAUCCCAGUCUUCUGCUGGAUCAGUGCUACAGUUCUGGAUCACAUGUUGACCACAGACCAGAGAGGAGAGCUGCCCAAGACCCUGACUGACCUGUACUCACACUUCCUGCUGGUUCAGACAAAGAGGAAGAACAACAAGUACGGUGAGGGACAUGAGACGACUCCACAGCAGCUGACGGAGGCUGACAGGGACGUUCUCCUGAAGCUGGGGAGGCUGGCACUUAAACAUCUGGAGGAAGGAAACAUCAUGUUCUACCAAGAAGACCUGGAGCGGUGUGGUCUUAAUGUCACAGAGGCCUCGGUGUACUCAGGAGUUUGUACUGAGAUCUUCAGAAGAGACCGUGUGAUCUUCCAGAAAUCAGUCUACUGCUUUGUUCAUCUGAGUGUUCAGGAGUUUCUGGCUGCAGUCUACAUGUUCCACUGUUACACCGAGAGGAACACAGAAGAACUCAAGAACUUCUUUGGAACAUGUGAGGACACAGACAGUACCUUCUCCCUAGAUGACCUCCUGAAGAGAACCAUGGAGAAAUCCCUCACCAGUACAAAUGGUCAUCUGGACCUGUUUGUUCGCUUCCUUCACGGCCUCAGUCUGGAGUCCAACCAGAGAGUCUUAGGAGGCCUGCUGGGUCGGACAGAGAACAAUCCAAAUAUCAUCCAUAGGGUCUUAGAAGGCCUGCUGGGUCGGACAGGGAACAAUCCAAAGAUCAUCCAGAGAGUCAUCAACAACCUGAAGGAGAUGGAGAGUGAUGACAUUUCGCCUGACAGAAGCAUCAACAUCUUCCACUGUCUGACUGAGAUGAACGACCACUCAGUUCAUCAGCAGAUGAAACAGUUCCUGACGUCAGAGAACAAAUCAAAGGAGAAACUGUCUUUGAUCCACUGUUCAGCUCUGGCCUACAUGCUGCAGAUGUCAGAGGAGGUUCUGGAUGAGUUGGACCCGGAGAAGUUCAACACAUCACACCAGGGUCGACUGAGACUGAUCCCAGCUGUGAGGAACUGCAGGAAGGCUCGACUCAGUAGUUGUCAACUCUCAGAGACUCACUGUGAAGUCGUGGCCUCAGCUCUGAAGUCAGACCCCUCACAUCUGACAGAACUGGAUCUGAGUGACAACAAGCUGCAGGAUUCAGGAGUGAAGCUGCUGUGUUCUGGACUGGAGAGUCCAAACUGUCGACUGGAGGCUCUGAGGUCCUUAAAUCCUUCUUCACUUUUCAGACUUUCUUUCUUCUUGGGUCAUUAUUUAUUAAAAUUGUCUCAGUUCUGUUCUGCUCACUGUCCCUCAGUCAUCUGUCCCUCACCCAGCCUGUCAGUCACGUCCACCUCAUCAACUCCAUUCACCUGCACUCACCUGCUCCUGAUCACUGAGAAAGUGUCAGUAAAUAACAUGUGGACUGAGGCCGAGCACUUGUCCUCCUCCGGUUUUCAAAAUAAGACACAUUCUUAUUGAAACACGUUGGACAGUUGAUAAGUAUAGAAACAAACAGGAAGUGACUGUCAGGGGCCAUCCAUACUUUAAACAGUGUUUAAUAACACAAACCUGCUCAGUGACCAACACACAGAGAAGAAGCUGAUGAAUGAAACAAUGGUCCAACAUGUCUGAUCUGAUAUUUAUCUUCAGGUCACAGACAGGACUGAGGUCAGCAGCAUGUUGAGAGUCU
Limanda limanda (common dab) is the source of this 3281-nucleotide messenger RNA. Its product is annotated as protein NLRC3-like. The transcript is spliced from 8 exons. NCBI's taxonomy places the organism in Eukaryota, Metazoa, Chordata, Actinopteri, Pleuronectiformes, Pleuronectidae. Gene Ontology annotation, molecular function: protein binding. The record is from RefSeq and is a predicted model, not a curated record. Bases 284 to 3070 code for a protein of 928 amino acids.